Molecule: messenger RNA, 687 nt
Organism: Dacryopinax primogenitus
Lineage: Eukaryota; Fungi; Basidiomycota; Dacrymycetes; Dacrymycetales; Dacrymycetaceae
Product: ribosomal protein S5 domain 2-like protein
Exons: 3
Biological process (GO): regulation of translational initiation
Cellular component (GO): cytoplasm
Source: RefSeq, a predicted model, not a curated record
CCGAUCCAUGUUUCCUCUCCUAUUGAAGACCGGCAAUCGACAUUCGCAGGCCGAAUAUAUCGCAUUAACUCCGUGAAGGAAGUCGAGUACAUAUCGGCCAACCUCAACACAGGCGCAGAUCACAACAUGGCUGCGUGGAGAACUCUGUCGUUGAAACCCGGAAGAACUGGUCUCACGGGACCGGAUGACUUUCGGGUCGAGUCUGCCAGCAGAGACGACGGAGAGCAAUGGGGCGGGAAGCGCAUACUCGGAAUAAUGGAGAAAGAGGGUGUAUCUGAUGCGCUUGUUGUAGUCUCCAGAUGGUACGGGGGUGUGCUUCUGGGACCGGUGCGGUUUACGCAUAUCGAGGAUUGUGCGCGAGAAGUGUGCCAAUUCUUCAAAUCGUACGAGGAGGUCGAAGAAUUGAUCACUCGACUGGCUGCCCUGGAUAACGAACUCGCGGACCUGCGGGCCGAACCAUCAGCUCCAAAGCCGUCGCCUCCGGAUGGGACCGGAAGUAGCGAGACGGCUAUGACCGCAUCACCGACGAAGCGGCAAACGUCGUACGAGCGACUGUUGAAGAGCAAACCGCCUGACGUAGGCACGGCUCAGCGUCUGAUAAAGGCACGGGAGAAGGCAGUCUCGAGCGUGAAGGCGGUUCUGAGCCGCGGAGGCGCCGCGGCGAGAGAGCGCAUUUCCGAUGAGAGA